UAGUCGGCUUAAACGUGCAUUGAUUUGUAGGGGUAUAUAUAAAGGACGUCUGAAACACUACCGGGUUAUAACUCAGACAAGGUGGGUGGAUAGAUAUCAUAGGGAGAGAGGAGACGUGCAGAAAGCAUCGAGUAUUAGGGGGACGAUGGAGCGCAGAGAGAUAGAGAGAGAAGUUUCUGUUAACAAAACUGAAGCCGAAGAAAGGAAAGAAAAAGAAGAAGAAGAAGAAGAAGAAGAAGAAGCAGCUGCAAGAAAGAGCAGUACUGCGGUGUGCAGAAUAAAUGGAAUCAACGAAGAGGAGAAAAACAAAAUCCUUCAUAUGAGAGCCUUCGUCGAGCGGCAAGAUCCUUCUUCCAAGGAUGUGGAUGAUUUCACAAUGAGGAGGUUUCUUCGAGCUCGAGAUUUGGAUAUAGAAAAGGCGUCAGCCAUGUUUCUUGAAUACCUGAAAUGGAGACGGACAUUCGUUCCGAAAGGCUUCAUUUCGGUGUCGGAGAUCCAAAACGACCUCGCGCAGAACAAGAUGUUUAUGCAGGGAACCGAUCGGAAAGGACGGCCGAUCACGGUGGCCUUCGGCGGUAGGCAUUUCCACAACAAAGGAGGCCUUGAAGAUUUCAAACGAUUUGUGGUCUUCGCCAUUGACAAAUUGUGUUCAAGGAUGCAAGGAGGACAGGAGAAGUUUGCGGUUAUAGGGGAUCUUGAAGGUUGGGGAUACUCAAACAGUGAUAUUCGAGCAUACCUGGCAGCCCUGUCCAUUUUGCAGGUUCAUACAAUUAAUUACAUACAUUCCGCGCAAGUAAAAAAUUCAAUUAAUUGUAGCUCGGCAAUUACCUUGCAGAACUACUACCCGGAAAGACUCGGCAAGUUAUUCCUUGUUCACGUGCCUUACAUCUUUAUGGCAGCCUGGAAGAUUGUGUACCCUUUUAUCGACAACAAUAUCAAGAAGACGGUAAAAAAGACCAUGACUUUUCUGUACUUCUGUAGUUACUACUAUACUCUUUGUUGGAUCUCUCUCCUCCAGUUGGGGCCACCCACUUUAAAUUAUCAUCUACAGGCAUUAAACUGCAGCAAGCUCAAGCAUGAAAGUCUCUUCAAUGCUUCCCUUGCAGAUAAGAUUUGUGGAAAACAAGAAGCUUAA
Messenger RNA from Diospyros lotus (date-plum), 1135 nucleotides. RefSeq lists its product as uncharacterized. Bases 146 to 1135 code for a protein of 329 amino acids. The record is from RefSeq and is a predicted model, not a curated record. The transcript is spliced from 4 exons. NCBI's taxonomy places the organism in Eukaryota, Viridiplantae, Streptophyta, Magnoliopsida, Ericales, Ebenaceae.